Messenger RNA from Echinops telfairi (small Madagascar hedgehog), 1482 nucleotides. It is a transcript of the gene IQCK, whose product is annotated as IQ motif containing K. Gene Ontology annotation, molecular function: protein binding. The transcript is spliced from 7 exons. The record is from RefSeq and is a predicted model, not a curated record. The coding region runs from base 1 to 678 and encodes 225 amino acids. NCBI's taxonomy places the organism in Eukaryota, Metazoa, Chordata, Mammalia, Afrosoricida, Tenrecidae.
AUGGACUCUCCUCGCCCCUUCCAGGUUUCACCAGUGGCAGACACCAUUUUCCAGGGCAUCCAUAGAGGGAACCUGUUCUCUGUUCCCCACUUCUCCACGGCUUCACCUUGUCCUCAAGUAAAAGUGAAAACAAUUGAAUCCAAAACAUGUUCCCCCAAAGACUAUUUGGAAACCUUCAUCUUUCCAGUUUUGCUUCCUGGAUUGGCUAGCCUGCUUCACCAAGCAAAGACUGAAAAAUGUUUUGAGAGGAAACGAACAAAAUUUGUUGCCUGUGAUUUUCUGACAGAGUGGUUAUACAAUCAUAACCCAAAGAGGAUGGAUGAACUGUUCACAGAAUUCUACUCUAUUCCAUUUGUGGCUGACUGGCUCAAACAUCAUCCCCGGCCACCAAUCCCACUCUCCCUCCUGCUGACAGAAGAGGAAGCAGCUCUCAUCAUUCAAUCCUUCUGGAGAGGCUAUCUGGUUCGCUGCGAUCCUGAGAUCCAAGAGUUGCGUCAGUGGCAGAAGAAGUUACGUGAAGACAAGCACAUUCGCCAGCGAGUCAAGAUGUUCUGGGCCAAACAAGAACAAAAAGUGAAGAGCAAAAUGGAGGAGGACGAGGCAGAUGCAGCCGAGUCCACCAUCCUAAGGACCACUGGGGUCUCUUCCGGCCAGCGCUCCACGCCCCCAUGCUCGUAAAAUGUGCGUCUUUCACACCGGUACCCGGUCUCUAAGAAACAGGAAUCUACCACCCCCCACCCCCACCCCCAUUGCAAACACGCUUUAGGACAAUUAUCAAAGUCUUACCUUUCUGCCCCCAAUCCAGCCAUUUCAUCCAGCUCUUUCGUGCUACAGGCACCUUGUACACCAACCACGGCUGACCUGACCAAUGAACUCCACUUCCGAGAGACUUAGAAAAUGCUCUGGUUACCAGGCUCCCAGCUGCUUUUUCAAUUAAACUCAACUCCCUAAAAUGGGUUUUCCGUUUACAUGGUGACUACAACUUUCCUCAAAAAACAACCCAAGAAGAUAUCCUUGUGAUCAUUUCCAAAGCGGACAGCUCUUAAUGCAAACCCCACAAGGAGGGACAGUUCAACGCUGACCACAUGAGAGAGAGGACGGGCCUCAGCCUAGGGGACCCGUCUGCUUACCGCCCUCUGCUUUGCUGUUCACCAAGCCUCGCUUCCACACCGGACUCAGCCCCGAGGCAGACUCCGCAGCCUCACACUUGUGUUAGGGGGUUUUGCCAAGCUAGCACACGUCUUACGUAAAUAGUAAAGCCUUUAUUUGGGUGUUAAGAACAGCAUUUUGAAAAUAAAACCUACCUGCUCAUGCUUUUUACCUUUAAAAUUUGUAAUAUCUAUAUGUCUAUACAUGUUCAUUUAUGAUACACAUUGAUUAUCUGGAAAUUUCUUGAAUGCUUUAAAAAAAUAUGCAACAGUCAGCCAGGGGAGAUGAAACGCUAUAAAACACACAUUAAUAUAUUUAAUAAAUAUAAUUAUG